Molecule: messenger RNA, 4320 nt
Organism: Temnothorax curvispinosus
Lineage: Eukaryota; Metazoa; Arthropoda; Insecta; Hymenoptera; Formicidae
Gene: homer
Product: homer protein homolog 2
Exons: 6
Coding region: 127-1380 (417 amino acids)
Biological process (GO): G protein-coupled glutamate receptor signaling pathway; regulation of store-operated calcium entry
Cellular component (GO): dendrite; cytoplasm; plasma membrane
Molecular function (GO): G protein-coupled glutamate receptor binding
Source: RefSeq, a predicted model, not a curated record
CGGAAGAAGACGACGACGACGACGAGUCUCUGUCCCCCCGCGUCGCGACGCAGCGCCGCGUCUCCCUACGCUGCGUAUAUUCCGUCUCUCCCCCCGCGCGCCUGACCGCCGGCCCGAUUGACACUGAUGCGGCGCGUAUCCGGUGAACAACCAAUUUUCAUGUGCAAAGCGCAUGUGUUUCACAUCGAUCCCAAGACCAAGCGGUCUUGGGUACCGGCGUCAUCGGCAGCAAUAUCGGUGUCGUUCUUUUACGAUUCCACCAGGAGCUUAUACAGAAUAAUCUCGAUCGAAGGAACAAAGCCUGUCAUCAAUAGCACAAUUACCCCGAACAUGACUUUCACCAAGACGUCGCAGAAAUUCGGCCAGUGGUCGGACGUCAGGGCGAACACCGUGUACGGCUUGGGUUUCGCGUCCGAGGCCGAAUUGGGAAAGUUCAUCGAGAAGUUUCACGAGGUGAAGGAAGCCACGAAGCUUGCCAGCGCCAAGCUGCAGUCCAACAGCUCUUCGGUCACGCCGGCCACCAGCGCGAACGUCAGCCCGAUUACGUCCCGAUCGGGUAUGCCGUCGUCAGAGCAGGAUCUCAUAGAUCCGCCCAAUUCCUCGAUGAUUAACUCCAACGUGUCGUCGAACAACCAGAAUCCGAAUGCCAAUAUGAUUUCCGCUCAGAACAGUGUAUCUUCGGUAAGCAGCAGUCCUUUACCUGGUAGUUUUCAGAAUAAACUGGACGACGAAUUGAAAAACGCAGUCCAUUCAAGAUCACAGAGUGUUUCUCAGAGUACAGAAAGUCCGCAACAUCAAGGGAAAUCGGGGCAAUUGAGCUCAACGCAAGGACAAUCGGCUGAGGUGCAGCUCAAGUAUGAAAACGACAGGCUGAAACUUGCUCUAGCUCAAAGUUCUGCUAAUGCCAAGAAAUGGGAGGUUGAAUUGACUACCCUUAAAACUAACAAUGCCAGAUUGACGAGCGCGUUACAGGAGUCCACGGCUAAUGUUGACGAAUGGAAGAGGCAGCUGCAAUUGUACAAAGAGGAAAAUGCCAAAAUAAAGCUUAAAUACGCCGACUUGGAAGCUGGUAAGAUCGCGGAAGGAAAUAGCGAGGCACUGAGAUUGAGAGUCGAAGCAUUGGAAAGCGAGCUGAGAACGCGAAACGAUGAAAUCAAAGCUCUCACUAUGGCCACCAAGAAUAAGGAUUUUGUGGCUCUACAAAAGGAGAAUGCGGAACUCCGCGAGAUGUUGAAUGUAGUUCAUGAACAAUUAGAACUUGCGUUGAGUGCAAAUAAAGUUCAAAAACAAAAUUUGGAUACGUUAAACGCCAGAUUAGCUGGCUACAUACAGGAUUUGGUAACGGUACAUCGAGAAAUCACAAAUACAUUGCAAACCUAAGUUUGCACCAUAGGGGAAACCUAAGAGUGCCUCUCUUAGGUCUUUUGUAUUUACUGUAAGCGCGAUGUACGAAUGGACGAUAUAGAUUAAUAACAAAGAGAGAGAGAGAAGUUCUGAGAACAAAGAGAAAAAUUGAGCAGAAAAAUUAUAGAAUACUGAGAUAAUUGUCUCGAAAAUAGUACACUACAGAAGAGAUUGCUCCCUGAACAUGUAUUUAAAUUGCAUCGACCUGACCUGUUUAAAACUUUCUUUCUUUCUUUUUUUUUUUUUUUUAAAGGUAAUUUUUGUGCCAUAAUCUUGCUAUUGUUAUACAGAAUAGGACUCUGACUUUACCAUCUGCUUUUUUUCCUUCUACACGGAGUAUAUAUGAUUUUAGAAACUACGAAUCCAGUUGAGUUUGCACUUGAUUCUGUUUCUAAAAGUUAAUUGGUUUUCUUACCAGAGUUAAAACAGAAGUUUCCCGUGCUUUUCUUUUAAACAAAAGUUCUGGAGAAUUUCAAGAAACCGACUUAAUGCUCACCUCGAUAUUAUUUUCCUAAACAUUGCAUCACGUGUAGAAAGUUUGUUGCAUUAUCCGCAGUCUGCGAGACGUGGUAAUUACUUUCCUUACAACGGUUAUUAGACUCUCAUUCUGGAACAUAGCAAUAACUGUUCAGUUAUUACUAUGUAGACUUUUACUGUAGAUAUAGUAAUAAUAGUUAUUACUACGGUCAUAAUUCGGUUAUACUGUAGUACAUUUAUAAUCGUGUUCUUAUUUGUAAUUCUCAGAAAUUGAGAAUUGAAAGAGAAUUGUAUACAUAUUUAACAAAAUGUGAAUACUAUUAAUGAAGUGCUGUUUCUCGACGAAUUCACAAGUGACUUAAUAGAAAACUGAAUGAGAGUCUAGUGAUUUAAGGAAUAUGAACUCAAACCACGUCACAUGUCGACCAGAUACUUAUAGAUACGGGUAAAUAAGGGAGAUAUUUGAAAACACUGUGGGACACAUUUAAAUAAUUUAAAUAUAAUUACAAUAUAAAGUUUUCCGUGGUGUUUUUCAAGCUUCGGAUAAGUACAAGAGCUUAAAGCUUUCUAUUGUAUUGAACGUUGUCUAAAUUGUUUAAAUCUGUUCCGAGUGUUGAAAUGUUUAGUCUCUCUAUGGAUCAUACAGGGUGUCUAAAAAUAUACAGUCAAACUUAUAUUAAAGUGGUCGAGCAUGUGAAGAAAGUUUAUAUUGAAUCUCCAAAAGUACUUCGUGAAUGACUUACAAGAAGUUGACGGUUCCCUGCUCUGCAAAACUGCUCUUAUCGCUUUCGUAAUUCUUUAGACGUGUCCGGCUAAUUCAGAAGCAAGCGUCAGAUAUUAUUUACACUUCCGCUAACUGAUUACAUUUAUUUAAGACAUUAGAAAGCUCCAAUAAACUUAUAUGAACUAUAGCAGACAAAUAAAGUGCUUGUAUAUAUAGAAAAGAAAUAUGGACAAUAAGAGUAAUCAAUUUCAAGCAAUUUAUAUAUAGGAACAAAGGAAAGAAAUGUCAUAUUAAUACCUUUUUUUAUAUUUCUUUUAUGUAUGUAAUUACUUUUUCUAAUCUACUUUAGAUUAAAUUUAAUGUUUUAUAAUGAUAUGAUAGUACAGUUUGUGUUACUUUUUUACUUUUCUACUACAUAUUCAAUUUUAGAACAAUUUUAGAUGUAAGACGACAAAGACAAAUACGAAAUUUUUGCAAUUUUUAGAAAAUGUUUGCAUAGCGUAGAUUAACUAAGUGAACAUAAUAAUGUCUUCUCUGGAAUGUCGUUUAAGAAUCGAUGCUUCACAAUAUGUAUAAGACCACCUUCGAAUUUUAUUGUGCAAAAUGCUACUCAUGUGUCUGACGAUGUGCGCAUCAUAUUUACCACAUUGGUACAUGAAACGGCAUGUGUCUGUGAUAAUUUUCAUCUUGAUAUUUUUCUAUCUACGUUUUUUAUAUGUCUUUGCUCUGGAUUGAACAUUUAUUUUGCACUUUUUUUUUUCAUCAAAUUCGGGUGUGAAUUACAUCUUGUGUGUAAAAAAUUAAUCGAUUUUCCACAAUAUGCUAACGUUUGCUGGUACAAUCUUUUUAUGAAACAUUUUAUGUAUAGCUUUUUCUGUCCAUAGGUGGAAGAUAUUUCAGAUGGUAAAGUUAGGUGUCCCACUCUGUAAAAGAUGCAUACAAUUAUUGUUGAAUUUGUCGUAUGCGAGCACCAGUCUUAUGUAUAAAAUACAGUAGAACGACGACUGUCUCAAGUGCGUGUUUGUGAGAGAGAUGUUUUCAUAAGAGCGUUCAUGCGAAAUAAUCCAUCUGGAUGAAAGAAAGCACAAGAAAGAAAAAUAAUAUUCUUCCAACAAAAGAUUAAGAUAUUUGGUAUCGGUAUGACAAAUAUAAUACUGCUUCCCUGAACGCAUUAUCUAAUAUUAAAGUACGCAUCCUCCGCCUCUCACACAACUACUGCGUUUCGAUGCUAGCAUAUAAUAUAUAUAUAGAGAGAAAAUAAUUUCAGGUUUCACGCAUUUCCUCUCGAUUGCAAAUUCUCUGACCUGGACGACUCUGGUUAAAGAAUCCGUAGAUAAAAGAAAAUGCAGUGAAGAACUUGAACGUUUUGUACAUACAUUUAUUUCGAUUUUUGAAUCCUGCAGUACUCGUGCACCAUGCCCCGUCGUAAAAUUUAUUAUCCACGCUCGCUUAUCAACACGAUCGCAUUAAUUUUGCAUCAGAUCGUAAUCGCAUUUGGCGCUAGAUCGUAAUAUAUUUUAAUUACAGAGAUAUUUGUUGUAGUUUACAUCAAGCUUGAGACUGUACGACAGUACUGGAGGGUUUAAAGCAAUGUUAUAUUUAUCGACGGAAUUAUAUACAAUCUUGUUAUUAGAGAGAGAAUUUAUGUUUUUAAGGAAUAUUAUACAUAUAUUUUUAAGUUUAUAUUAAACUAUUUUACGGAUAUUAUCUUUUAU